AUGGAGGAUUCGGAACCGGAACGGAAGCGGGCUCGUACCGACGAGGCGACUGCCUCCGGAAGCCGUUCCGAGGCGGAGGAAGAGGAAGACGAGGACUAUGUGCCCUACGUGCCAUUGCGACAGCGCCGACAGCUGCUGCUCCAGAAGCUGCUACAGCGAAGACGCAAGGGAGCUGCGGAGGAGGAGCAGCAGGACAGUGGCAGUGACCACCGGGGAGAUGAGGACGACAUCCCUCUGGGCCCUCAGUCCAACGUCAGCCUCCUGGAUCAACACCAGCACCUCAAAGAGAAGGCUGAAGCCCGCAAGGAGUCUGCCAAGGAAAAGCAGUUGAAGGAAGAGGAGAAGAUCCUGGAGAGUGUGGCUGAGGGCCGAGCCUUGAUGUCCGUGAAGGAGAUGGCCAAGGGAAUCACAUAUGAUGAUCCAAUCAAAACCAGUUGGACACCUCCCCGUUAUGUCCUGAGUAUGUCUGAAGAGCGGCAUGAGCGUGUACGGAAAAAGUACCACAUCCUGGUGGAAGGAGAUGGUAUCCCACCACCCAUCAAGAGCUUCAAGGAAAUGAAAUUUCCUGCAGCCAUCCUGAGAGGCCUGAAGAAGAAGGGCAUCCACCACCCAACGCCUAUUCAGAUCCAGGGCAUCCCCACCAUCCUCUCUGGCCGGGACAUGAUAGGCAUCGCCUUCACGGGGUCAGGAAAGACGCUGGUGUUCACUCUGCCUGUCAUCAUGUUCUGCCUGGAACAAGAAAAGAGGUUACCUUUCUCCAAGCGUGAAGGUCCCUAUGGACUCAUUAUCUGCCCCUCGAGAGAGCUGGCCCGGCAGACCCACGGCAUCCUGGAGUAUUACUGCCGCCUGCUGCAGGAGGACAGCUCGCCACUCCUGCGCUGCGCGCUUUGCAUCGGGGGCAUGUCUGUCAAAGAGCAGAUGGAGACCAUCCGACAUGGUGUGCACAUGAUGGUGGCUACCCCGGGGCGCCUCAUGGACCUACUGCAAAAGAAGAUGGUCAGCCUAGACAUCUGUCGCUACCUGGCCCUAGACGAGGCUGACCGCAUGAUUGACAUGGGUUUCGAGGGUGACAUCCGCACCAUCUUCUCCUACUUCAAGGGCCAGCGACAGACCCUACUCUUCAGUGCCACCAUGCCUAAGAAGAUACAGAACUUUGCCAAGAGUGCCCUGGUGAAGCCUGUCACCAUCAACGUGGGGCGCGCUGGGGCCGCCAGCCUCGAUGUCAUCCAGGAGGUGGAAUAUGUGAAGGAGGAGGCCAAGAUGGUGUAUCUGCUCGAGUGCCUGCAGAAGACACCCCCGCCCGUGCUCAUCUUUGCAGAGAAGAAAGCAGAUGUGGAUGCCAUCCAUGAGUACCUGCUGCUCAAGGGGGUCGAGGCCGUGGCCAUCCAUGGGGGCAAAGACCAGGAGGAACGGACCAAGGCUAUCGAGGCAUUCCGGGAGGGCAAGAAGGAUGUUCUAGUGGCCACAGACGUAGCCUCCAAGGGCCUGGACUUCCCUGCCAUCCAGCACGUCAUCAAUUACGACAUGCCUGAGGAGAUUGAGAACUACGUGCACAGAAUAGGCCGCACUGGGCGCUCAGGAAACACAGGCAUCGCCACCACCUUCAUCAACAAGGCCUGUGAUGAGUCAGUGCUGAUGGACCUCAAAGCCCUGCUGCUGGAGGCCAAGCAGAAGGUGCCACCUGUGCUGCAAGUGCUGCACUGUGGGGACGAGUCCAUGCUGGAGAUUGGAGGAGAACGAGGCUGUGCCUUCUGCGGGGGCCUGGGCCAUCGCAUCACCGACUGCCCCAAACUCGAGGCCAUGCAGACCAAACAGGUCAGCAACAUCGGCCGCAAGGACUACCUGGCCCAUAGCUCCAUGGACUUCUAG
This is a messenger RNA of Pipistrellus nathusii (Nathusius's pipistrelle), 1869 nucleotides long. Lineage: Eukaryota; Metazoa; Chordata; Mammalia; Chiroptera; Vespertilionidae. The record is from the annotation of a GenBank genome assembly.